Messenger RNA from Cryptococcus wingfieldii CBS 7118, 1407 nucleotides. Its product is annotated as F-actin capping. The record is from RefSeq and is a predicted model, not a curated record. Gene Ontology annotation, molecular function: actin filament binding. The transcript is spliced from 8 exons. Gene Ontology annotation, biological process: actin cytoskeleton organization; barbed-end actin filament capping. Gene Ontology annotation, cellular component: actin cortical patch; F-actin capping protein complex. Bases 1 to 1407 code for a protein of 468 amino acids. NCBI's taxonomy places the organism in Eukaryota, Fungi, Basidiomycota, Tremellomycetes, Tremellales, Cryptococcaceae.
AUGUCCGACAUUACCCUGGAACAGAAGUGCAAGCUCGCAUCCACUCUCGUCGAGCAGACGCCCCCAGGAGAGAUCAAUGAUGUGAUCAAUGAUAUCCGAGCCAUCAUUGCCGACGACGAGGCCCUUAUGCCGCAUGUCCUUCCUGCUUUGAGGGCAUACAACCUCAAGCAGCUCCAUGUUGUUGAGCACCCAGAGGAAGAAGGGUCGCCUGCUCAUACUUCACUGUUGUCGGAGGCAUCUAUCGUCCCCGGCGCUGAGACCGAGCGAUAUAUCGACGCUGCUGGCAAGAGGAGCUUUGCAUUCGAUCAUCUUACAUUUACUGUGUCAGACUAUCAGCCGUAUCAGCUUCCAGACGACGAAGAGCAGUUCCGCGCCGAGCUGGCCGAAUCACUUACAUCUUAUACCAAGAACCACUUCCCCUCCGGCUACGCCUCCGUCUCUUGCUCUCAAUUCCCCCUCAACCCGGAGUCCCAACCAUCAGAGCCUUCACCAGCCGCUGCUGUCCCCGUCGAAUCGCCCAAGGAGUCUAGCGAGCCAGUCGCCAAAGCCACUGAGACUUCUGAGAUUCCUGAAGCUACACCACCUGCCGAGGAAGCCAGUGCCAGCGUCCCUCCAGUGACCGACGUCGUCCCAGAACAAAUCAACGCCGGUGACUUGGAGCCUGCUCCCACACCCGCUGUCGGCGACGUGGCUGAUGUAAGGAAGGAAGAGCUUGUAGAGCCGGAAAACUUGGAGAAGCUUGAUGAGAUUGUCGAGGAGGAGAAGGAGAAGGAGGAAGGUCUUGGAGAAGCUGGAGAGUCGGCCGAGGAAAGACCAAAGGUGGAGGGAGAUGAGGUCCCUGCUGCCGAGGAGGCGAGUCCUGUGGUUGAGGAAGAAGUUCCCGCUGUGGCCGAGGAGGGUGAUGUGGCCCCAGAGGAGACGCCGGUCAAAGACGUCGAGGAGAAGCUCGGCUCGUUGAGCGUUGAGGAGAAGAAGCAGGAGCGCGUUGAGAACCCGGUGUACACCCUGGAAGUGGUCGGCAACCGAUACAACCCUAGCAACUUCUGGACUGGGCGCUGGAGAACACGCUGGACUGUAGACCAAGCUGCUGGCCAAGUCAACGGAGUUAUCAGCGUUGAUGUCCAUUACUACGAACAAGGCAAUGUCCAGCUCGCGACCAACCACACCGCCUCUUUCCCUUACCCCGCCGAGCCCAAGGGGACUCAGUCGGUGGCUUCGCAGAUUGUGACAAGCAUAAGCAAGAUCGAGACGCUCUAUCAUUUGGAGCUCAAUGAUGUUUAUGCCGAGCUGGGUGACAAGGCCUUCAGAGCGUUGAGAAGGGCUCUCCCGGUGACUAGGCAGAAGAUGGACUGGGACAAGGUGACGAGCUACACACUCGGUGCCGACCUGACCAAGGCCCGGGGAUAA